CCGAUGAUGGCCUCCGAAUGAACUGUUGUUAACAUUCACUGCCACUACUCCCUCGCCCCCGGCUCUCUCCUCUUCGCCUCUUCAUCUCAACAAUGCCCUUCUCCGUUAGCUGAAAGCGCAAUCUUUCGUAACGCACACGAAAACAUAAUCUUUCUCUUUCUCACGAGAAGAGAUUCGUGGAGGGAAUUGAAUUGCGGAUUCAUUUUCUGCGAUAAUUGCUUUUGAAUUUGAAUAUAUUCGAGCUCAAUUUCAGAUCUGGAGCUGUUAGUUUUGCUUUUGAAGGGAGCUGAUGGUGCAUUUGGUCUGUCAAAGCUUGUUUCUGGUCCUUUUGGAUGAGAAGUUAGGGUUUAAAAGCUGGAUAUGGUGUGAUUUUGCCUGUUUGCGUGGUUGUAGAGUUUAAGGUUUGGUGAGGAAUCGAAGUUUUAGGGCGCAGGAACCUUGAAUGCAGCCGUCAGUGAAUCAAAGGCGACAGCUGGGAGUCUGAGGGUGUCGAUAAUGAUGAAGGAUAAGGAAGAGGAGCUCGCAUUGUUUCUUGAGAUGCGAAAACGCGAGAAGGAAAGGAAUACUCUUCUCCUUCAGAACUCGCCAGAGUUUGAUUCUCGUGUUGCAUCAAAACUGUGCACGUCUCCAAUGUUUUCUAUUACAUCAUCUGCAGAAGCUCAGAAGACUAUUGUUGAUGAUUUCCUGAAUUCUGAGAAUGAUAAAAAUGAUUAUGACUGGCUUGUAACUCCUCCUAGUACACCAACUUUCCCUUCUUUAGAGAUUGAAUCAGAAAAGACAGUUACGAGUAGAAUUGGAUCUCCUAAAGCUCGGCCUACUGCACUAAAAUCUAGGCUGGCAAAUUGCCAACCUGAGCCUGCUGCCAGGAGCAACUUAGCAUCUAGACAGUCAUCUUCUUCUCUUGGGUUAAAUCCUUCAAGUGCAGCUGUUUGCAGACCAUCAUCAUCAGGGGGUCUGGGAUCAAGACCUGCAACACCAAUUGGACGCUCCACAAUGACUUUGGCAUCAAAACCCACAAUCAACACUGCGUCUAAGUCUAUGACCACGGCAUCAAAAUCCAUGUUGACCACAGUUUCUAAGCCCACCUCAGCCAACAUGUCUAAACUGUCGAGGUCUUCUACACCUACAUCUCGGACUACGCUGCCUUCAAGUCAGCCCAAAGUUCCUGCAAGAUCCUCUCCGUCUUUGUUAAGGACUACUGCUAGACCUUCAACUUCGACAGGUAGAUCCACAUUACCUGCAUCUAAGACCACUUCAAGGACAGCAAUACCAACUCAUGCAGCAGGCAAUCUGUCCGCAGCAACUAAUCCAGGAAAGUCUACUUCCUCAGUUACAAAGUCAGGUUCCACAACAGUUACAAAUCCAGUGCCACUGCGUGCUAGUUCUCCAACAGUGAGGCCAAGACCAUGGAACCCAUCAGAGAUGCCUGGCUUCUCCCUUGAUGCACCACCAAAUUUGAGGACUUGUCUUCCUGACAGGCCGCUUUCAGCUGCUAGGGGCAGGCCUGGAAAACCCACUGCCCGUUCUUCUUCUGUUGAGCCUGCUGUUCAUGGAAGGGUCAGACGGCAGUCAUGUUCUCCCUCACAGAGUCGACCCCCUAAUGGGAUUAUUCGCAGCAGUGGAAGCUCUCUUCCUGCAGUCAAUCGUUCAUACGCCAAAGCUAAAGACAAUGUGAGCCCUGUUUUAGUCGGAACUAAGACAGUGGAAAGAGUAGUAAAUAUGAGGAAACUGGUGUCACCGAGACAAGAUGGCAAACAUUCUCCACACAGUAACUUAUCUGGGAAAUCUUCAUCCCCCGACAGCUUGGGCUUUGGAAGAACACUUUCAAAGAAAUCUCUAGAUAUGGCCAUAAGGCAUAUGGAUGUAAGGCAGCGGGUUCGUGGUAAUUUACGGCCGUCGAUGACAAACAGACCAGCAUCCUCUAUGUACAGUGUGAGAUCAGCGCCAACACCCAAGAGGACAGUUAGUGUUUCGGACUCCCUUCUUCUUACAAGCAGCGGUAAUACCAGUUCUGAAGCGAGUGUCAACAACAACGGCCUGUGUGUAGAUGGAAGUGAACUGGAAGACGAUGUUAACAGCUAUAAAGGCGGCCAAUCGUCUGCUACUGUUCAGGAUAGGUGACUAUUCCUAUGAUAUUAGCUACUUUUCUUGUCCAUUAAUUGGUAGUUGUAGUUGAAUCCCCGUCAGUCAUAGGUGAAUUUUGAAAAUACAAUCGGAUUAUAUGAAGCAUAUAGAGUUAUAAUGGAA
This is a messenger RNA of Diospyros lotus (date-plum), 2247 nucleotides long. RefSeq lists its product as uncharacterized. Gene Ontology annotation, biological process: cortical microtubule organization. Gene Ontology annotation, cellular component: cortical microtubule. The transcript has 5 exons. The coding region runs from base 496 to 2121 and encodes 541 amino acids. The record is from RefSeq and is a predicted model, not a curated record. Lineage: Eukaryota; Viridiplantae; Streptophyta; Magnoliopsida; Ericales; Ebenaceae.